Molecule: messenger RNA, 471 nt
Organism: Rhododendron vialii
Lineage: Eukaryota; Viridiplantae; Streptophyta; Magnoliopsida; Ericales; Ericaceae
Product: F-box/FBD/LRR-repeat protein At1g13570-like
Exons: 3
Coding region: 1-471 (156 amino acids)
Source: RefSeq, a predicted model, not a curated record
AUGCGUCUUUGUAGUAUACCAGUAGUUGAGCUUCUGAUAUUGGACCCUCCUUAUGCAAAGUGUUUGGCUGCUAGUGGUGUGCGAGAGAGGCUUCUGACUACUUUGAAACGCCUUACAUAUCUCCAGUUGCAUAAUGUCUGUUUUGGGGAACCAGAUGAAGUCUCUGCUAUUCUUUACUUUUUCAGAAGCUGCCCAAACUUGUUUCAAGUUGUGAUUCGCGUGAAACUUUUUGACUUGCACGCCUGGUCGGAUGUCUCUCUAAAUAAUCUUGGGUACGUGUAUUUGGAAGAGGUGUCUGGUACAAAGGCUGAAAUGGAGUUCAUUAAGCUUCUGUUAGCCAAAUCACCAAUGCUGGAGACCAUGUAUAUCAAGCUGAAGUCGAAGGAUGUUGCUGAGGAAUUGAUGAUUGUGAAAGAGUUGAAUGGAUUCCCGCGUCUGUCACCUUAUGCAGUGAUCACUUUCGGUAUAUAG